Molecule: messenger RNA, 5583 nt
Organism: Pecten maximus
Lineage: Eukaryota; Metazoa; Mollusca; Bivalvia; Pectinida; Pectinidae
Product: WNT1-inducible-signaling pathway protein 2-like
Exons: 5
Coding region: 488-1576 (362 amino acids)
Biological process (GO): signal transduction; cell adhesion
Cellular component (GO): extracellular matrix; extracellular region
Molecular function (GO): heparin binding; integrin binding
Source: RefSeq, a predicted model, not a curated record
CGCUAGAAGCAGCGUGCGUAUCCAGAAUCGGAAGUACCGUGGCAGCAUUGGGAUGUCGGUGGCAGCGGUGGGGCGAUCUCCCCGACACUGUCCACCUCUGGACCAGGCGAGUACACGGAUAGGUCUUUGUGAUUCAUGUCGUCCAAUACUCCACCUAUAAAUGGAAACUACGCUAGUAGUAUUGUCGGUGUCGAAUCAACCAAUCAGAUCGCUCGUCCCAAGAAUGAACGCCAUGCGCUAAUUAACAAAUGGUAUCUUUGAGCUUCCGUCUGCGGGAAGAUGAAAGUAGAAUAUAGUAAGUGUCAGUAAGUCCACAUGCAAGGUUGUCUGCUGCUCUCCGAACAACACAAGCCAUUUCCGGAUAUAGGUCGGACGACCAGUGUGUACUGUUCGGAUGUAACACGUGGACACGUUCUACAGGUGGGCCAUGCAUUGGGAGUAAAAAGUGACCACUAACUUUAUAAGUUUCUGUAUAUACUUCAGUGACAUGUGGGCUUGGCUCGUCUUCUCCCUGGGGGUGGUGAUCACGUGUGUCCCGGGGGUCAGCCCUUAUGAAUCCGUGGAACACGAGGAUAGUUCCGUAUGUUUAGGAUGUCGUCUUUUUAACAUCUAUGAGAAGGAUCGAAGUCACAACAGACGAGCGGUUCAAGAAUGUCCUCGGAAAUGUUCCUGUCCCGCUAAUCCACCGGUUUGUAACGAGGGCAUCCGAACAAUCAGAGACGGAUGUGGAUGUUGCUACAUGUGCGCGCGCCAGCAUGGUGACAUGUGUAGUAGGAAAGACAAGUGUGACGCGCAACAAGACCUUUACUGUGAUAAUGAGGGUAUAUGUAGAGCAUUUGUACCAAAGACAUGUUUUGUAAAUGGAAAGGAAUACAAAGAUGGAGAAAAAUUCAAACCAGAUUGUCGACGUUUAUGCACGUGCCAAAACGGCAAGUACGGAUGCGUGAACCUUUGUCCCCAGGAAGAUUUCCGGCCCUCCAUUGAGCACUGUCCAAACUCACGUCUGACUGAGGUCAGGGAUAGGUGCUGCAAGGAAUGGACGUGCUACCAGGAGCAGACGAUUAAGUCACCACGGCAUGCAGCACUACAGAGUGCCAACCUAGUACUACCAAACGACAACCAACAAUCCCAGUCAAACACGCAGUCAUCCACACCCGGUCCAGAAUGUCGGGAAAAAGAUAAAAAUUGGAGCCCGUGUUCAGUAACAUGCGGGGUAGGCACGUCGACGCGUGCCUGUGGACAAUCAGAGCGGCAGACCCGUCUUUGUUACCUCCGACCAUGUGGAAUGAAUGUUACAACGUUGGGCCGGAGUAAAUGUACACCAACAACACGUACAAAGCACAGACGACAUAUCGAGUACCAGUCUUCCGGACAAAACUGUACCAGCAUCAAACCGUUCAGGAUGAAGUUCUGCACCACCUGCAAAGACAACCGUUGUUGUUAUCCCAAACGACAACAAACCCGGGACAUUGAGUUUCGGUGUGACGGAGGAAGACACGCAUAUUUAAAGUUUGCUUGGAUCAAACGGUGUAUGUGUAGCCGGAAGUGUCAGAGAAGAAGGAGGAACGGCGUCUAAUUAAUACGGAAAGACAUAACGAAAUGAACUGGAUAUAGUCAAGCUGUACACCUCCUAUACGUUAAGCGUUACGUACAACGUUUAUGUACAUAAUAACGAUGUUGAUGCAUUGUCUCCAGGUUGACGUACAUACCGAUAUAAUGAAUAUAGUGAAUGUUGAGUGUUUGAACUAAAAAAUAUAUCUGAAACAUUUCAAUGGGAUGAACGUCGGCUUAUGAUCUCAAUUAGGUUGUUAAGAUAAAAAUCAUUACGGAUGCACCAAUGUGGAUACUUUUAAUAUUGCAUACUUUGUGCAGUUGCAACAUGGAGAGGCAAUAGGCUCUCGUUAGUUGUGUUAUAAAAGGUUGUAUUAAAUAAUAUCUUGUAAUCUGAUUGAUAACACUAAUCCCAAACAUUACAUGCGACAUUUCUUGUCGUAAAAUAGUGAUCCAAUGUCUGUGGUAAAAUGGUUUCCUAACUUUUUAUUGGGUUUACAAACAUGAUCUUUGGAUUAUUGUGUCACUUAAUUGUUCACGCGGUGAAAAGUACUUGUCACUUAUUUUAAAGUUCACUGUCAGCGUAUGAGAUGUUGAGACGACGGAUACGUUAUCAUUUUCUAUAGAGAAUUUAUACAAUCGAUAAAAUACCUUAUUGGUGCUCACACUACUAGUACACUACAACUUGGGUAGACGUAAACCAAGAUGCAAUUAUUUUUAGUUAACGAGGCACAUUAAUAAGUAUGGUUGACGGUUUACAAUCUAUCGUAGGUAUCGUAUCAUGUCUACGUCAGCCACUUCUCAUAUUAGUUCAUUAGUGGAAUAUCGAGAAUAUGAUGGAUACGUGCCUCUUGUGUCAACACGUAUCUUAAUUGAUCUAAACAGUUACAACACAGUGAACUAACGUUUUCUGUAUGUGGUUAUACACAUGUAGUCCUACAUUCAAUCCUCUCUAUGUUUUGUAUAUAUAUAUAUAAUAUCAUAAUAGACUUCAUAAUCCUCUAUGGGUAUAUCUUCAUUUAAUUUCUGUCAAAUCUGCUCAGUUACGACACCAAUUCAUAAGUAGUAUUGAUAAACAUUAAAAACAGAACGUGAGAUAACCCUGCAAGUUACAUCUCCGAAUGAUAAACAGAAAAAUAUUUUUAUGAAUGCCGAGAGGAUUCACCCCCCGAUGCAUGGUGGACUUAAACGUUAACCUAUCUUUAAUUUAUGUCUAACAGAUCUAGACACACGUUAAAUCUGCAAGUCGUAGAUAAUGUUGUGAUUUUACCAACUCAUUUCCUUGGCCGUCGCGGCAGUACGUCUGAUCGAUUUUGACUUCUGAUGCAUUCAUCGCAUGUCUGUUAUUCGUUAAAAUAAACCAGUUUGCGCAUGCCUCUAUGACAUAAGUUCGGCGGCUUAUUUACGUAUAGAGAGUGGAGUACCGCAUUAGAGAAACAUGAUAGUUUCCUUGCUUUAAUGAUUGCAAUUAUGAAAAACUAUGGUAUUGAUUCUCACAUUAAAUCAUUAUGUUAUGUCCUAUCAUUUAACAUAUUUUAGUAAUUUUGUCAAAAUGUAUGUGUUACGGAAACACAGACAGAUUAUAAUACUACUGUAAAUGCAGAUGGAUAUAAUGUGUGCAUAUAGGACGUGGAAUAUAUGAAAUUGUCAUCGCGUGUUGACGUCCAAACAAAGUUGCACGUGACUUGUUUACGUCUACUGCUGUAAUACAUGGGAUGUUGACAUUAUACUACCAUAACGUAUGACGUGUUUUCAUCAUAUUACAGUAGCACAUGGCGUAGGAACGUUAUAAUAAAGUAACACGAGCACAUGGCGUAGGAACGUUAUAAUACAGUAACACGUGCCGUAUUGACGUCAUACUUCAAUAACCCGUGACAUGUUGACAUAUUACCACAGUAACAAGUGGCGUGAUGACGUCAUUCUGCAAAACACGUAGCGUGUUGGCAUACUACAGUAACAUACGACGUAUCGACUUAAUACCUCAGUAACAUAUGGCAGUUUGACGUCACACUACAGUAACACGUCACGUGUGGACGUCAUAUUACAGUAACACAUAGCGUAUUGACGACAUUUAAGCAUUGAACUGCUUUUCAGUUGGCAGUUAUUGGAUGAUAAUGCCAACUGUAUGUAAUGUUUUUGUCCAGUUGCCAUUAUCAGUCAAAUAACUGCUAAUAGAAAGCAGUUCAGUGCUUGCAUUUAUUAUGUGUGAUUUUUUUAAAAUCACUAUGAUUAAUGGAAUGCAAGUUCCCCGCCUUUCUCGGCUGUGAGCCUGUUCAUAGCUCUACCAUGUUGUUCUACGCAAAAACAAAGUGCGUAAGACAAAAGAAAAUCAGACAAGAAUAACCAAUGAAAUACAAAUAUUUAAUGUAAAAAAUAAUAAUCAUGAAAAAAUAAAAUAUGAACAAAAGGGAAAUGUGCGUUUAAUUUAUUUCCCACAACUGCGGUGUGCUUCAUUUGGUACAUUAUUAAUGUUCCGGUUUGCAGUUGAUGAGAUGAUAAUGUUCUACAACUGUUGGUAAGGUUAUAUAUUGACAAUGCCAUAGAGUGGUAAAACUACCAAAGUAUUUUAAGGCGUAUUGAAGACAUACUAUCGUUACACGUGACGUGUUCACGUCAUACUACACUAUUUACAUUUCCGGUAUGUGUUCGUUAUAUGACCUUACUAACGAAAAAUCGUUAAUAGGUGUGUAAACUUCUAAUUCGACGCGAAGGAAUAGCCGGAACCCAGUGCACACAUGCGAAAUUAGUGUGGAUACGUAACGACUAGUUUCGUUUUCUGUUUCGAUUUUUCCAGCUAAUUAUGAAUGGAAUAUUGUAUAAUUAAAUAAGCAUAACGGUGAAACAAAGAAUUGUUAGAAAUAUCUUACAGGAAUCAUAAAACGAUGUUCAUGUAGAAAUGUAUUUUGUUUAUUCCUGUAGUUGACAACCUUUCCCACUAAAUUCGAAUAAGCUGUUUAGAGUUUCCAUUAAUUGUCCGGCUGUUACGUCAAUUCGUAAAACCCAGCAAAAAGAAUGCCGAUUUGUUGUUUUGUUAACUUUACUAACGUUUUUAAAAAAAAAUACAGAUAUUUUUUAAAGGACGUUCAUCAUGUUGAAAUAUCUGUAAAAGAAAUGCAGUUUACACACGAGUAAACGACAAAAAAUAGUCCUUAAGUAACAUCUGACAUUGCACUACUUACAUCUAGUUUGUUGAUACAUAUACUACACCUACUCCUGUCACCUUCAGCAAUAUAUCGCGUCUUUACGUCAUACGACAUUUACACCUGUCGCUAUAUACAUAAUAGAUAUUUAGUAACACUUGGGUUGAUAUCAAUUGAAUUUAGAUUUUUAAACAUACCACCGCAUGUUUUAUGUGUUUUAGCCAAGAAUAGCAAUUGUAUCAAUUGUAUCAAUAUCAGUUGUGUACUAUUUUCAUUGUUUCUAAUUCUUGUACGUGGCGUUGUUUUUCCAUGUAAAAGAGUCAUUGUUGAUAAUUGUAUAAAAAAAAUUGUAUUAUUGAUACUUGUAUAUAUGUUGAUAUCGAGGUUGUACUGCACACUUUGUCCACAUUACACAUAGCUCUUUGUCUAUUUUUCUGAACUAUUGAUAUGGAUAUAUUCAUUUGCCGUCAAAGUAUGAUGAGACAUUGUAAUGCGACAUAUUCAUAUUUGAAAAAUAAUGAUAAAAUCUAAAACAUUUACUAAUACCUUGUUGAUAGAAUUAAAGGACAUUGCUUUGUAAGACAUACAGAAAACUGGUAACACGACGUAAUAAUUGAAGGCUGUCAACAGGAAACAUGUUGCUGUGUAACUUUACCCCAUCAUCAACAUAUCAUACACUGCACAUUAACUUUGUAUGCUAAGAAUCACUCCCACCCGACAGUAUCGUUAUAGUUUAUCAUAGUAUCCAAAACUACAUAUGUAGGUCUUUUUCGUGACACGUACAUGUUGAUAUAUUUGUGAAUUGAAAUCCUACACCCAUGUCUGUAUCAUGUCUGUUUUUAGUGUCAGUAAUACGACGGACACAUGGUUUAUUAAUAAAAUUUGUCAUAUU